AUGCCGCAGCACAGCACCCUGCUGCACUUGGUGGCCGGAGGAUGCGGCGGCACUGCCGGAGCCAUCCUGACCUGCCCCCUGGAGGUGGUGAAGACCCGGCUGCAGUCGUCGCGGUUGGCGCUGCGGCCCGUGUGCCUCCCCGAGAUCCAGCUGCCGGGCAUGAGCGUGAGGCUGCUGCACCCCACGCCGCCCGCCCCGGGGGUGCUCAAGCUGCUCAGGGCCAUCCUUGAGAAAGAAGGUGCGCGGUCCCUGUUCCGAGGCCUGGGCCCGAAUCUCGUUGGGGUCGCUCCAUCUCGGGCCAUCUAUUUUGCUGCCUAUUCUGGUGCUAAGGAGAGACUCAAUGCUGUUUUUGUGCCAGAGUCCAAGAAAGUGCAUAUGUUGUCAGCAGCCUGUGCAGGAGUUACCUCUUCCACACUCACUAACCCGAUCUGGUUGGUGAAAACCAGAAUGCAACUGGAAGCCAGGGCCAAGGGGGAGCUGGGCAGCAAUGCACUCCAGUGUGCCAUGCACGUGUACCGCACGGAAGGCCUGCGGGGCUUCUACCGUGGAAUCAGUGCCUCCUAUGCCGGAGUGUCGGAGACCAUCAUACACUUCGUCAUAUAUGAAGCUCUGAAACAGCAGCUGCAGAGCAGCUGUCAUUCCCUGUCCCCUCCGCUUGGACUUCCACCCAACAGCCAUGAUUUCUUUGGGCUAAUGGGAGCUGCUGCUGUCUCCAAAACGUGCGCCUCGUGCAUUGCAUAUCCACAUGAGGUCAUUCGGACACGGUUGCGAGAGGAAGGGUCCCGGUACCGCUCCUUUAUACAGACUCUGCAGCUUGUGGUCCGUGAAGAGGGCCCCCUGGCCUUGUAYCGAGGGCUCCUGGCCCAUUUGAUCCGCCAGAUUCCCAACACAGCUAUCAUGAUGGCUACGUACGAACUCGUCGUUCACCUGGCCUCCUCCACCUUCCCCAACUGAGCAACAGAAAGAAGAGGACAACCCCUUCCCUCAGAAGUGCUAGGGCCAUUCCACAAGUCGGAAUUCCUGGUGUGAAAUACACUUUUAUGCUGGAAAAGGAAGCGGAUCUAGAAUGAAAAAAAAAGUGGACAAAGCAGAGGAUUUGACCUGUCUGUACUGCUGGCACCCUGCCCGUACGGAAUGAGCAUUGUUUUAUUCUGUAAUCAAAGAAUACCCUGUACUACAUGCGUUGCAUUUGUCUGCCACAGCCUGGGCUGCCUUCUGUUCCUCUGGGUUCCUAGACCUCAUGGCCUGGGAAGCAACAGUGUGUUUGCAAAGAGAGUAUUUUGGCUCUCUAAAAGGACAGGGGUGAUGUGCCUUUCAUAUUCUGAUACAUGUGCGCGCACACACAAACACACACACAGUCUUUCACAGACAUAUGACA
Molecule: messenger RNA, 1378 nt
Organism: Nothoprocta perdicaria
Lineage: Eukaryota; Metazoa; Chordata; Aves; Tinamiformes; Tinamidae
Product: solute carrier family 25 member 33-like
Exons: 8
Coding region: 1-954 (317 amino acids)
Biological process (GO): pyrimidine nucleotide import into mitochondrion
Cellular component (GO): mitochondrion
Molecular function (GO): pyrimidine nucleotide transmembrane transporter activity
Source: RefSeq, a predicted model, not a curated record